Molecule: messenger RNA, 2248 nt
Organism: Telopea speciosissima
Lineage: Eukaryota; Viridiplantae; Streptophyta; Magnoliopsida; Proteales; Proteaceae
Product: pentatricopeptide repeat-containing protein At4g02750-like
Exons: 1
Coding region: 125-2233 (702 amino acids)
Biological process (GO): RNA modification
Molecular function (GO): RNA binding; protein binding
Source: RefSeq, a predicted model, not a curated record
UUAUAGCUGUAUCUCUACUUGAUUAAUAGAAUUCUUUGUAGAAAUUUCUCACAGAUUUUGAUGGGUUAUGGUUGAGAAGUUGUCUAUUGUGUUUGUAAUUUUAUGAAUUUCAUAAUAUAGGUUGAUGAGGAUAGAUGAUCUUGUUGUUCAAAGUAGAUUGUGGGACUGGAGAGGAAGAAAGUCAUUUGACAUGUUUACACGGGUUCGAUAUCAUGGGAACAAGUUCGUUCUUCGAAUCCGGGUUUCGCUUUUUAUGGAGACAAACUCAUUGGUUCGGUUCAUUAGUUCACAAAGGAACCCAUCUACGGCCUAUCAUGAUAUAUAUUGGUGGAAUUCAAAUAUUACUAGUUGCUUUAGGCGUGGUGAUGUCAAAAAUGCGUGCCGGUUAUUCAAUGACAUGCCCUAUAAAAAUCAGGUGACGUGGAACUGUAUGAUAUCUGGGUAUGUUCAGAAUUGGAAAAUUGUUGAAGCACGCAAGAUCUUUGAUGUCAUGCCUAGUAAAAAUGUGGUUUCAUGGACAGCAUUAUUAACUGGAUAUGCAAGGUAUGGAAAGUUGGAAGAAGCUCAGAAUUUGUUUGAUAGAAUGCCUGAAAGAAAUGUCGCUUGUUGGAAUUCGAUGAUCUCUGGUUAUGUGAAUAAUGGAAGAAUACAACAGGCACGGAAAUUGUUUGAUAGAAUGCCAGUUAGGAACUCUAUAUCUUGGGUAACAAUGAUUGAAGGGUACUUCCAGCAUAAUAUCGUAAAAGAAGCCUUGGCAUUAUUUGAUCAAGUACCUGAAAAAACUACCCCACUUUACAAUACUUUGUUGUCUUGGUAUGUUGAAAUGGGAUACUUUGAGGGUGCAUGUCAAUUAUUCAACAGAAUGCCUCAAAGAGAUGUUGCUUCAUGUACAAUUAUGAUUACUUGUUACUCACGAGCUGGUCAGAUGGAGAAUGCUAAGCGCUUAUUUGACGAGAUGCCAGAGAGGGAUACAGCGGCUUGGACAGCCAUUAUUAGGGGUUAUAUGUGCAAUGGAGAGAUUGGAUAUGCUCAUAAAUUAUUCGAAGAAAUGCCUCAUCGGGAUAUUGUUGCAUGGAAUUCAAUGAUUGGUGGUUAUGUACAAAAUGGAAUGUUGGAAGAUGCUUUACAACUGUUUAUGCAGAUGCCUAGGAGGGAUAUCAUUUCAUGGAAUUCAGUUCUACAGGGAUACGUGCUACAAGAUGAUAUUGUUAAUGCACGGUGUUUCUUUGAGAAGAUGCAGCACAGAGAUGAAAUAUCAUGGAAUACAAUAAUUGCUGCAUACCAAAGUGAGGAAGCUUUGGUUUUGUAUUGUAGAAUGUUGCAUGAUGGAUUUAAGCCUGAUCAAGCGACAUUCACCAGUGUGAUUUCAGUAUGUAGUGCUCUUGCUAGACUUAGUUGGGGAAGAGCUAUGCAUCUCACUGUGAUUAAAACUUGUUUUGAAAAUGAUACAGUGGUCAUAAGUUCACUAAUCACCAUGUAUUCAAAAUGUGGCUUCCUAAAUGAUGCUACUUUGGUAUUUGAGAGGAUGGUUAAACGGGAUACGGUAGCAUGGAAUGCCAUGAUUGUGGCACAGGCUUAUCAUGGAUUUGCUGCUGAAGCCAUUGACCUAUUCCUUCCUAUGAUUCAAGCUGGAUUUAAACCAGACCAUGUGACUUUUUUGGGUCUCUUGACUGCUUGUGCACAUAGAGGUCUGGUUGAUAAGGGUUGGGAGUUCCUUAAAUCUAUGGAAACAGAUUGGAAUUUGAUCCCAAACUUUGAACAUUAUGGAUGCAUGGUUGAUCUCCUUGGACGACAAGGAUUACUAACUGAUGCUUAUGACUUCCUCAAACAAAUACAUGAGGCUCUCCCAAUGCAUACAUGGGAAACCCUAUUAAGUGCUUGUAGAGUCCAAGGAAAUUUAGAGCUAGGUGAACUUGUUGCAGAAAAGGUUUUGAGUAUUCAACCUUCAAAUGAAGGAGUAUAUGUACUUCUUUCUAAUAUAUAUGCUGAAAGAGGGAUGUGGGAAGAUGCAGCAAGCGUAAGAGCAUUAAUGAAACACCGAGGAGUGAAGAAAGAACCAGCAUGUAGUUGGGUUGAGGUUAAGGGGAAGACAUGUUCAUUUGUCUGUGAUGAUAGAUCUCAUCCUCAAAUGCAUGAAAUAUACAAACAAUUGGAGAGUCUCUCUGUUGUCAUUGAUGAUUCUAGUUGGUCAUCGCAUUGGCGAGGAAGUAAAUCUACAUUGAAACUUUUGUAGAUUGAGUGUUUUUUU